Homarus americanus (American lobster) is the source of this 2983-nucleotide messenger RNA. RefSeq names its product phosphoethanolamine N-methyltransferase-like. The transcript has 12 exons. Bases 790 to 2250 code for a protein of 486 amino acids. The record is from RefSeq and is a predicted model, not a curated record. Lineage: Eukaryota; Metazoa; Arthropoda; Malacostraca; Decapoda; Nephropidae.
GUAACAUAUCCCUCCAAAGAUUUCCUGAGUACCUUCUAUACUUCCCUAGGCUGAAGGCAUACCUCUGGUACCUGAUUAUCGGCAAGAAGAAUUGCAUACAUAUACUAGAGAUCACCUUUAUAGAAGGGGAGUGAUUUUGCAACCAGUCACAAGGGUAGGAAUAAGUUUCAUGAGAUUUUGAUUGGCCGCCGAGUUUGUGGAAUAUCAAUACUAGUUGAGCGAUUCCAGUGGCUGACUGUGACUGUCGCGGCGAGGUAGUGAGUGUGGUGGUUGUGUGACUUGUGUUGUGGUUACCGUCUUCACAGGACACAGUGACAUUGUAGUGGAUUCCUCCCCUACAAACGCUGUGUGUCGCUGACUGGCCGACCCCCCGCGAAUCUACCAGGUAUCCGUCGUGGUCACGGUCAGGUAACCAGUGACGCCGAACAAAGUGGGGGGCCAACCAUCAAGCCACGCUUAUCCCCCGCUAUAUAAGACCCCACCUGGCCGGCAUCACUCUCUUUCUACUUACCGCCACAAGCAAGCAACAUCUCUCAACAGCUCCACACCACACGCUCUCAGAAAGCUCCUCGCCCUACAGGAACUCUGAGCAAGCUUCGCCCGACCUGUAUCUCUUUAACACGGUGCUGUGCAACAAUAUAUAUUACGGGAAACACAUUGUGACUUUCUAUUCUACCUCAAUCCUGAGUGUUGGAUAUAUUACAUGUACGGACGUUGUGAGGCCAAAUUAGAGACCCUGACAACCUGCCACAACAUUCCUCUAUCACCCAUAGGUACAGCAGGAACACCAUGAGCGACAGGGUAGAUGAGGUCCUGCUGCAACGGAGGAAGGUGUUCUGGGACCAGCAGGAGCCCUCCCUUCAGGCCAUGAUACAGACGGUCAGCUCCGAUGGCCUGGCUGACGACGACGCCGACGAGAUCAUGGCCUACCUUCCCGACCUCACUGGCAAGAGGGUCGUAGAUCUAGCCGCAGGGAUAGGGAGGUUCACGACGCGGAUGGCCAAGGUAGCGAGGCAUGUGACGGCGGUGGACGUAGCUCAGGCCUUUAUCAUGGAGAACCGAGUCGCCAACCAACACCUCGGCAACAUCUCCUUCAUCUGCGACGAUGUGGUCAACUUGGACUUCCCGGCCGGCAGCUUGGACCUGGUAUUCAGUAACUGGCUGCUUAAGUACCUUAGUGACGCCGAGAUCACUCACUUCCUCACCCGGGCCCUCAAGUGGCUCUCCCCCGGCGGGUUUAUCUUCUUCAGGGAGUCUUGCUACGGCUUGUUAGGCACUGAGGAGCUGAACGGUAACCCCACUAUGUACCGCUCCUCUCGUUACUACUGCGACAAGCUCACCGCCAUACCCGCUCAGGACGACGAAUCCGCCUUCACACUCGUUCGCGUCAAAAACAUCCUCGCCUACAUCAACUACCAGAACGCUCCCAACCAAGUGUGUUUCCUGGCGAAGGUGUGCGGCGGGGACGGGAUACCUCAGGAGCCACAGAAGCAGCAGUGUCGCCUCUCUCCUCUCAACGCCGCGGCCCUCCAGAAGGUGUUCAAGGGGCCGUGUGUCACAGUGGGCGGCGACGUCUCCACCAGGGACUUCUGUGCUCGUCUUGGGUUAGGGCCGGGUCAGCGGGUACUGGACGUAGGCUGUGGUAUGGGCGGGUCAGCCACCUUCAUGGCCAGACACUAUGGUGUUCACGUCCACGGCGUCGACCUCUCCUCCGACAUGAUCCACGAAGCCAUCGAGCGACAAGUACAAGUUGACGAGGAAGUGAGGAAGAAGUUACACUUCGAGAUGAGUCCUGACCUGGCAGUGGACUGUGACAUCAACACCUACGAUGUCAUACACAGCCGGGAGACCUGUCAUAACGUGUCAGAGAAGCAGCACCUCUUUGAUAAGUUACUUCGGUGUGUGAAGCCGGGAGGGACCGUCUUCAUCACCGACUACUGCCUCGGCUCCUCCCCGCCUUCCCAGCCCUUCCUCGCCCAUACUCACGAUAUCGCACCAUGUUACCUUGAGACGGUGGAUUCCUACAGCGAGAAGAUGAGGAUGGCGGGUUUCAAGGGCGUGGUGGCCAAGGACCUGAGUCAGGAGCUGAUCAAGGCCCUGCAGGAUGAGCUGAGCAUCCUGGUCACUACCUGCGGUGAUACUGACGAAGAUAAGAUGAAUCACAGUCAGGUCACCGCCCUCUGGAACUCCAAGCUCCAGUGGGUUAAAGACGGCUACCUCACGUGGUCUUCCUUUAUGCUGACUAAGUAACUCGUCCUCCACACACGGGGGAUGGAGGGCGACACUAUAGAUGUUGGAGGAGGAGGACCUUCUUCAGGCUCUUCUCCACACGUUGUAAGUAGAAACACUGUACCUCCUUCAAACACACGAAGGAGGACGACUUCCAUCACACGUAGGCGGUGGACGACCCUCAAACACGAAAGAUGUGGAGGACGACAUUUUUGCAACAGAGCCAAGUGGACGACCAUCACCAAACACACAUUACAACACCCACUGCUAUAUUCCUUUUCGUAAUAUCAAAGGUUUAAUUUACCCUUACAUGAGGCAACGCACUUAUUUAUGGUAGCAAGUAUGGUGGUUUCAAUUCAAUUCGGGCACCAGUUUUGUUUUUGUGAGUCGUAUCGUGCGUCAGCCAGCUCCGUGUGGUUCAAAGUUCUCUCAGAUACACGGGAAAAGUAAAGUACUGUACACGUGUCUCUGAGAAUGAGAGCUCAGGUUUUGCGCACACUUACGGGUGGAUGUUCUGUGGUUCUUAGGUGAGAUUAGAAAUAGGUGGAAGGAUAUUGAGAUCACCAGAAGAUUAACCAUCCUAAUCCUAACCUAAGUUGACCUAGUCCACCAGGUAGCGUGAGGGUAUGUUAAGGUGAAAUCAGCUGGGUGGACGAAUCUUCAGGUGAUCCAAAAAUUUGUAGUUAUUUUUUUGUGUAAUUAUAAGAGGCGAAUAUUGAAUCAAAAACUGUAGAAAUAUAUUGUUAGAACACAA